This is a messenger RNA of Sycon ciliatum, 4695 nucleotides long. Its product is annotated as cysteine-rich motor neuron 1 protein-like. The record is from RefSeq and is a predicted model, not a curated record. Bases 169 to 1611 code for a protein of 480 amino acids. NCBI's taxonomy places the organism in Eukaryota, Metazoa, Porifera, Calcarea, Leucosolenida, Sycettidae. Gene Ontology annotation, molecular function: protein binding. The transcript has 12 exons. Gene Ontology annotation, cellular component: plasma membrane.
UAUGCGCAGAACCUUUCGAUCCGCAGUAACUACUAGUUCAAUAGGAAAGCUUCAUUGCAUGUGCUGAACUCCUCGAACAUUUAUAAACAAACACACCGAGCUGAAGCUUAAGAACUUUAGGAUACCACGGUGUCCUGUUUCGCACAGUGGUUAGAUAAGUUGCCCACAAUGUUUCAGUGGUUUUGUGUUCUGCUCGUGGCUAUAGCAGCUGCCGUUCAUCCUUGCCGGUCAGAAGCAGAAUUGGGUGGUUGGCAGCAAUGGCGCCAACCAUUCAUUAACUCUCUUGGACCCAGAGCAGGUCCUCCUGGGAAAUGUGUGACUCGUAAUGGACGGGUAUACGAGACUGGCGAAGUAUGGAGGCCCCAUGACUGCAAGCGAUGCAUGUGUGCUGGUGGGAAGAAGGUCUGCGUACGAUCAAACUGCAAAGAACCUGACACCUGCAGCACUGGUCAGCAUUCGGUGAAAGUUGCUGGUUACUGCUGCAGGCAGUGUCGGCAGUUAGUCCCCCGUAACUGUACAGGACCCAAUGGUGAACGACGGCAGCACAAUGAGACAUGGCAUCCCACAGACUGUAGCACAUGCGAUUGUGUUGAUGGUAGAACACGAUGUCGGUCAUCUUUUUGUCCAACACCGAUAUGUGAUGAAGGUUAUGAGGCAGUUAAUGUAGAGGGACUUUGUUGUAACCAGUGCGUGGAGAUACCAGCGGCAAACGAACUCCCUGUUCCAAGAGUUGUGGCAGCCCCUGCCAACUGUACAGGACUCGAUGGUGAACGACGUCAGCACAAUGAGACAUGGCAUCCCACGGACUGUAGCACAUGCCAUUGUGUUGAUGGUAGAACACGAUGUCGGUCAUCUUUUUGUCCAACACCGAUAUGUGAUGAAAGUUAUGAAGCAGUGGAUGUAGAGGGAUUAUGCUGCGACCAAUGUGUGAAAAGAGGACCUGCUGACUGUACAGUACCUGGCACUGGGGGUGAACGACGUCAGCACAAUGAGACAUGGCAUCCCACGGACUGUAGCACAUGCCAUUGUGUUGAUGGUAGAACAAGAUGUCGGUCAUCUUUUUGUCCAACGCCGAUAUGUGAUGAAGGUUAUGAAGCAGUGGAUGUGGAGGGAUUAUGCUGUGACCAGUGCGUGGAUAUACCAGUGGCCAACAAUCUCCUGGUGGCGAGCGUCGUGUCAGCCCCUGCCAACUGUACAGGACUCGAUAGUGAACGACGUCAGCACAACGAGACAUGGCAUCCCACAGACUGUAGCACAUGUGAUUGUGUUGAUGGAAGAACAGGUUGUCGGUCAUCUGUUUGUCCAACACCGACAUGUGAUGAAGGUUAUGAAGCAGUGGAUGUAGAGGGAUUAUGUUGCGACCAAUGUGUGAAAAGAGGACCUGCUGACUGUGUAGUACCUGGCACUGGGGGUGAACGACGCCAACACAACGAGACAUGGCAUCCCACGGACUGUAGCACAUGCCAUUGUGUUGAUGGUAGAACACGAUGUCGGUCAUCUAUGUGUCCAACACUGAUAUGUGAUGAAGGUUAUGAAGUAGUGGAUGUGGCGGGAUUAUGCUGUGAUCAAUGUUUGAAGAUACGGUAUGUUAGGCCACCAUUUUUACCAUAGAAACCAAGUGUGAUAUUGUGCAUAGCAUAUUGCCUUGCACACAGUGCAGCGCUUUCCUGUCUCAGUGUCCAGAUUGUGCGAAUAUCCUUUUACUUUGAAAUGUGCGUAAUCUCCACCGCAGUCACUUCAUUACAUGAAAAACCUCCCCCCCCCCACCCCCAUCCUUGUACUUCUAUUUUUAUUAAUUACUUGCAGGUCUUUCAUCUGAUGUAGUGACGAAUAAUAGCUCUGAGUUUUCGUGCUGCGAUCAGCAGCAAGUCCAGCCCCGUUCUCACACAUAAUUACUCGUGCGCUAUGAUACCCCUCAGUAUUUCUCACCUUGCUCCAUCUUAUGUUUAGGCUGCCCGUCUUGGCGAUCGGCAAUGAUUUCCAUUAUUGCGAAAGCGGUGUUGAUAUUCUUUAUACCGGUACUGGUGCAUGUUAUUUACUAGGUUCAGCUCACUAGGCCUUUGGGUAAAUCAGACGAGAGCCAGACCUCAAAGUAAUAGUUGGCGAGAGGUCAUUUCUUUCGCAUAACACUCUGGACCAUGGUUCGUGGGCCGUUGAGGGAGUACCAUUCUAUCCUCCACACAAUUGUCGCUGUGUCAACUUUACUACCUCUGGAAUGUGGUAGUGGGCGAUCUCCCACAUAAUACGCAGCACAUAUCAACCAGACAUUGCAUUUUGACAUUGUCCUGGCAGAGCACGAACCUGUAACGUCGCAAACCACCUCAUCAUGCACUCAUCCCCUAUCUUUUUCUUUCAACUUCACGACAACGGACUUCACCACGCGGGACGGUGUCAAAACAAUGCACAGAUAGAUGCUAUGCGCUGUCCGGGGGCCAACAGUACGAGGUCACACCGUGGUCAGGCGUUGACAGUCACUGGACCUUGGUUGCGGGUCUGCAGACAGGGAAAAUAUUCAGAGACGCGCAACCCUUGGACAUGCAUGUAGGCGUACUGUACAGCGCCUCGCGAACAGAUUUCCCUUGCACGCACCUAAUAGGCUAUCUGCUUCAUUUGUACUGGCUAAUUCUAGACCAGGUAUUGCGCCACACAAAGUGAAGGCUAGAACGAGGAUGUGUCAACACAUAUCUUUGCACACUGAUUCAAACACGAGAAAACGUCUACACAAGUCGUAUGUUAUAUGCGGGUUGCUAGCCAGAUCGAACCCAGCUAGCUCCAACCAAAAGAACACUUGAAGCCUUGUGUUGUAAACGACGCAGUUGACACUAGCAGACGAACUUGACUCUUGUCUUGACCAUAGCAGCUAGGAUGUCUAAGCUACUCCUCUCGGUACUAACAGUUAUAUUUCUUGCCGGCCACCCAUCUCAAGCGGCUUCCAUUGGGAAUCCUCUCACGUUUCCGGACACUCCUGAAGAUCCUGAUAUUCCUCCGAAUGGAACCUGUUUUGACUACUCUAACGGUGGACUGAGAAGUUGGGGUGAGCGUUGGCCUUUCGGAGAUUGUGGGUACUGUCGCUGUGAGGAAGACGGUGGCGUAGGAUGUAUGUCAUCCGACUGCCCUAACCCUACUUGUCAGGAUGGCCAUGAAAUUGUGGAUAUACCUGGUCAAUGCUGCGACGAAUGCAAGAAAAUACCAGAUCAUGGCUCUGAAGAUAGUUCCUGCACAGGAUGGAGCGGAGAGAGAAGGGAGGCGAAGGAAACCUGGCAUCCACAUGAUUUCGACUGUGCGGUGUGCAAAUGUGGCCAGGCUGGCCGGGCGGAAUGCAACUGGACUACCUGCGAAACGCCCGUGUGCGAGUUUGGUAUAGUUGACGUGCCUGGCCAGUGCUGUCAUACUUGCCGGGAGUUGGAAGGUUGUGUCGAUGAAACUGGAGUAUUUCGAAGAGAUGGCUCUCAAUGGUUUCAGCGUGACUACUGCACUGUGCAGUUGUGCCAGUGCAGUCAUGACAGGGCAACAUGUACCGUAGUAGACCUGUGCCCUCAGAGCUGCCAGCCUGGCUAUGCGUUGACGUUCACCUCGGGCCAAUGCUGUCGCGAAUGUCACCCUAUUGAAUCCCUGCAGAACUGCACGCAAGUUGGGCAUGAACCCCGUCAGCACAAUGAAGAAUGGGCACUGGACGACUGCGCAAGAUGCACUUGCGAUAAUGGAAGUAUUGGUUGCAUGGGGUCCAGUUGCAUGGAUCCUUCGUGUCCUCACGGCUUCGAGAUAUUCGAUGUCCCCGGACAAUGCUGCCAUGAGUGUCGUGAAAGGGCAGCGUGCAAGGAGCCGGAUGGGAGGAUACGUUUGCAUGGAGAAGAGUGGAUGCGAAAUUGCACAAGCUGUUUUUGUGACAAUGGAUUGGAAAUUUGUCUCCGGCAUCAGUGCCCAAUCAAUGUAUCCUGAUGGCUUGCCCGGUGGGCCAUGGGAUACGUCGAUGGCCAAAGUUUCCCUGACUGAAUCUAGUGCCGUUCUGGACGCACACAAGCCCCCUGGACUUUGUACUGUACAUGUAGGCUGUAGCUCAUUACUCCAGAACCAUGACAACGGCGUCGCGUAAGUUUUAAAAGUAGACACCUUGAACUCUCUUCUGAAUGACAUAAUCGCGUCCUACACCAUAGCUGUUGUGGUUUUUUUGGGGGAGUUCUCGAUUUCUCUCUUAUCAGUUUUCAAUGCCAUGCACCGUACAUGCACAUCAAUGUCAGCCAGGAUACAUCAAUAAUAAUAUUAUUACUAGUACUUGAAGUACUUUAUUAGCAGGGUACAGAUACACUUGGAACGUAUGAUCUCUUUGCUGCAGACAAUCCUUUCUCCAUAAUUCACCAAAUGUUCGGGGAUAACCUAACGCUAUCUCCACUGGUUUAAGGGUGAGCAAUCACACGAUAUGGCAGACCGUUCAUCACCUCUUCAAUAGAUCGAAUUCUCUUCCGCCCAUACAUGCAUCUCCCGCAGCAUAGCUUAUCUUUACGUGCCUAUACUCUGCCUCAUUAUCCAUGGCAUUCCUUUCAAAAAAUACCAGGGGUGAAAAAACUAGAAUACACACUUUUCUGCUGUCCCAAAUCAAUACAUUUUCCUUUCUUUAUAUUUGUAUUGGGCAUUGCUAGCUAAUUUCUAUCCAUUAUUGACUUUUGUGUACUGUUACAUAUUGUUCAUCCACCAUCA